This is a messenger RNA of Sitodiplosis mosellana (orange wheat blossom midge), 3157 nucleotides long. Its product is annotated as apyrase-like. NCBI's taxonomy places the organism in Eukaryota, Metazoa, Arthropoda, Insecta, Diptera, Cecidomyiidae. The transcript is spliced from 11 exons. Gene Ontology annotation, cellular component: plasma membrane. Gene Ontology annotation, biological process: AMP catabolic process. The record is from RefSeq and is a predicted model, not a curated record. The coding region runs from base 133 to 1836 and encodes 567 amino acids. Gene Ontology annotation, molecular function: nucleotide binding; 5'-nucleotidase activity; metal ion binding.
UGAUUGCUUUAAUCUCGACUGAAGAUAGCAAAACAAUAAAACUGAUGAUAGUACUUUUGACAAAAUCUCUCCAAUAAAAAGAGAGCCACCGAAGAGAAAAGUUCUUCUAUUUGUUACCUUUGAUUUGAAACAAUGGGAUUAAAAUCAAUCACAUUUCUAAUUUUAGUGUGUGUUUUGGCUGUACACGUGCAACAUUCCUUUGCCAUUGUGUCCACACCACAAGUUGUGACAAAUGAGGAUGACUUGUUUCCAGUAUCUAUAAUUCACAUUAAUGAUUUUCAUGCCAGGUUCGAAGAGACGAAUGAGCAAGCAACGAGUUGCAAACCUGGUGAGAAAUGUAUUGGUGGCUAUGCACGUGCGGUGACUGCAAUCAAACAAUUGCAGGCCAUCCGUCCAAAUCCAAUUUUCUUGAAUGCUGGCGAUAAUUUUCAGGGCACUCUUUGGUAUUCAUUCGGUCGAUGGAACGUGACGAAACAAUUUUUGAAUAUGUUAAAUGCUGAUGCAAUCACACUUGGAAAUCAUGAAUUCGAUCAUGGUGUACCUGGUGUAGUUCCAUUCAUGGAGUCUUUGGAAUCGCCGACAAUCGUGGCAAACAUUGAUGAUACCGACGAGCCAACAUUUCAAGGAAAAUACAAGCCAUCAAUCAUCAUCGAUCGCUAUGGACGAAAAAUCGGAGUGAUUGGUAUCAUUGUGAGCGAUGUUGACGAAAUUUCAAAUACCGGAAAAUUGCGUUUCUACAAAGAAGAAGAGGCAAUAAAACGCGAAGCAACUAAGUUAAAACAACAAGGUGUUGAUAUCAUCAUCGUUUUGUCGCAUUGUGGAUUGGACGUUGAUUAUCGAAUUGCGAAAGAAGCAGCUCCGUUCGUAGAUGUGAUCGUUGGCGGUCACUCACACACAUUCAUGUACACGGUAGGAGAGGGUGAAACCGCCCCUGGACCAGACAUCGUCAAAGAUGUGUAUCCAGCCGUUGUUAAAAACGGCGAUGGUCAUACGGUGCUAAUCGUUCAAGCCUCCGCUUAUAUUAAGUACGUUGGCGAUAUCACCGUUUAUUUCGACAAACAAGGAAAUGUUGCCAAAUGGGAAGGACAGCCGUUUUAUUUGGAUAACCACAUUAAACCAGACGAAGAGGUAUUGAAAGCGAUUCAACCUUGGAAGGAAAUUAUCGAUGCAAAAGGUCAGCGAAUCGUUGGAAAAACAAAAGUGACACUGCUGAAUACGCCAUGCUCGAUGCGGGAAUGCAACUUAGGGAAUUUUGUCGCUGAUGCUCUUGCGCACUACUAUAUUACCGAAUUAACGGGUAAAAAUGAAGGGGCAUGGCUUCAAUCGGUCAUUGCGCUUGUUCCAACCGGUGCUAUUCGAACCACUUUGAAUAAGGGUUCAAUAUCCUACAAUGAUUUAGCCACGACCGUACCGUUUGAAAAUUCCAUCGAUACAUUUGAGCUCCAAGGCGAACAUUUGAAAACUCUCUUCGAAUAUGUUGUCAAAGGGUCAUGGCAAACAACUGAAUUUGAUGGAAAAUAUUUCACUCAAGUUUCCGGAAUGAGAGUAGUGUACAAUAUGACAAAUGAAGAGAUGAAUCGUGUGGUUUCAAUCGAGGUGAUGACAGUACAAGACACCGAUCAUACACCCAAAUACGAACCAUUGAAUCCAACAAAAUAUUAUAAAUGUGUGUCGAGCAGCUUCUUGGCCGAUGGAGGCGAUGGCUUUGAAAUGAUUAAAAAAUACAAACGAAAUCAUACGAGAGGCAAUAUUGACAUUGAUGUGGUGAUUAAAUAUAUGGAAGAUCGUAAAAUCAUUUAUACCAAACUAGAAGAUAGAAUCAAAUUUAUCGAUUGAGCCAAUUUAAAUCAAUUCUAUUUCGAAUUUGAAGCGAGAAAAAAAACUAAAAUCAAGUUUUCGUUUUUCGUAUAGUAAUAGUAAGAUAAUAUGAACGCGUGAGAAUAAAAGACUGACGGUAGCAGGUUUUUCGCAAAAGCGGGAUAAAAAUCAGUUGCACGCAAAAGAGACAUUUCAAAAGGUUACACGUAAACGGAACAUUUUAUUUUGUCGCAUUUUGAAUUUUAAAGCCGUGAUUACAACAACAAUAUACUUCUCUCUUGCGUGCAACCUUUUGAAAUGUCUCUUUUGCGUGCAACUGAUUUUUAUCCUGCUUUUGCGAAAAACCUGGUAGCGUCAGUCUUUUAUUCUCACGCGUUCAUAUAAUAAUAUUCAAAGAGAUAAAAUGCAAAAGGUUAACGUUGCAUUUCAGCUAUGACAAAUCAUUGUAGAUGAAGACGAAGUAAAAGUCCUUGAUUGUUGUUUCAUAAUUAUGAAUGUGAAACCAAUUGGACAAUGUAAAAUGUAACUUUAGAGUCAAAUUUAGCAUUUAAAUAAAAAUGUUCAACUAAUUCAUGUUUUGGAGGGGCUUUUUUCACCGCUAUUUAAUAGAUAAGUUUUACAAUGAUCAUCGUUAACGAUCACAAACUAUUCCAAUUUUGACUACGACCGUCAAACAUUUAACGCACAUUUUUUUAGAUCAGUUUUUGUUAUACCGCCUUUUGAAUCUUUUCUCGAUAUUUUGAGGCUUAAGCCAACUUUAUUGUGAGAAAUUGGAUACUGGGAAAAAAAAUUCACCAGAGAAAAACGUGAAAAAAGACCAAAUAUUUUUCAAAGAAAAAAAAAACGAUUGAAAUGUCCACAAAACUCGUUACAAUUGUUUUAUUUCUGUGCAUGUGUUCAGUUGCGUUCGGUGCCGUUGGAAUGUCGUUUCGUUCAGUGCAUCCGGAUCAUCCGCGGCAAUGUUGGGAUGCUAAGACGAAUUCAGUCUAUUCGGUUGGCGUGAGUUAUCCGAGAGGAGAGUGUAAACGUGUAAUUUGUGGCUCUGACUACUCCAUGCUCACAUUCACAUGUGAUAAGACAAGUGUAUUAUCUGGUUCAGACUAUCGGUUUGCACCGUUUCGUGUGUCGAAGCAAUUCCCAGAUUGUUGCCCUAAUUAGAUUAGGAAAAUGUGUCGAAAACACAAUUUUUGUUGCAUGUCAAGAACAAAAAGUGUUGAGAUUUCUUUUUAUUGUCUAUUUAUUUAUUGAAAUAAACUGUUGUUAGCCAAAGUUUCUGUUCUUAUUAUUCAUGAAUUAAAUCAGACUGCAAGCGAUGAAUUUAUACGAAAUAUUUUCUUUG